Messenger RNA from Phalacrocorax carbo (great cormorant), 943 nucleotides. The record is from RefSeq and is a predicted model, not a curated record. Lineage: Eukaryota; Metazoa; Chordata; Aves; Suliformes; Phalacrocoracidae.
AUGCGAUGCAGGGGACGGGGUGCUGGGGAGCCCCAGCCUUUCCCCCUUGGAGGGGCAGCCAACUGGCGGCAGCGGGACUGGGCCAGGCUCUCCCCAGCAGCCCAGGGCUCGCGCCAGUCAUUGGUCAUCGGGGGACGCGAGGCCAAACCCCACUCCAGACCCUACAUGGUGUCCAUCCAGCACUGGGGGGCUCACGUGUGCGGGGGAGCGCUGCUGCGCAAGCAGUGGGUGCUGACGGCCGCCCACUGCCUCUCUGAGAGGACGACUGCCGGCAGGACGGUGGUGGUGGGGCUGCACAGCCUGAAGGAUCGCAGGGUGGACACGCAGACCUUCCCGAUCCGGUCAGUCUGUCCCCACCCCGGCUAUAACAAGAAGACGAUGGAAAACGACCUUCUCCUGCUCCAGCUGAAGGGGACGGUGAAGCUGAGCAAGACACGGAAGCUCAUCGGGCUGCUGCGGCGGGAGCCGGCGGACGGGGCGGCGUGCAGCCUGGCGGGCUGGGGCAUCAGCAAGCGCAACGGGAGCGUCUCAACCACGCUGCAGGAGCUGGAGGUCACGGUGCUGAACACACGGAUGUGCAACAACAGCCGCUUCUGGAACGGCGAGAUCAGCCCCACCAUGAUCUGCUUCUGGGGACGCCACAGGGGCUCGGGACCCGCUAAGGGUGACUCCGGGGGCCCCUUGGUGUGCGGGAAGCGGGCAGAGGUGGCCGGCGUGCUGUCCUUCUCCAGCCCGACCUUCACGGACCCUUUGAAGCCACCGGUCGCCACCUCGGCCGUGAAGCACAAGAAAUGGAUCUGGAAAACGAUGUUGUUGGGCUGCAGCUCCCCCCAGCCCAGGCACGUGGGACAGACAGACCACCCCUUCCUAUUUACACAGGUUGGCUUUUAAUUCUUAAUACUGUCCAGACUCCCGGUAAAAUAACAUCCUUAGUACAUACAUA